UUUUCCUUCAUCUAGUCCUCCUGGGAAUUCCAUUAGGUGGUGGUGGCUACAGUGUAUGCUUUUGGACCCAAACUUAACAUCUCAAAUGUGGAACCCUAGGCCUUCAUUGGUUUUUGGAAGAAGUUGACUGCCUAGAAGAAAAUUACAAAACAUGAAAAUCACUUUGAGGUGACCAGCAAGUCCAGUGGUCUCUCGCAUCUCCCAAGCUGGAUCGUGGCUUGAGGACUAUAACUUCAGAUGUGGGAACUUGGGCCCAGAGGGAGGGAGUAACAGCCCCAGUCCUAGCCUGUGGAGCUUGGAGCCCUUGGCUACCCAGAGAGCACCCACUCUUCAACCAGGGUUUGGCGUUAGAGUCCCUUGCAAGAGCCUCCUUCCAAUGGCAGACCAGAGAAUGGACAUUUCUUCAACAAUCAGUGACUUCAUGUCUCCGGGCCCCACUGACCUGCUCUCCAGCUCCCUGGGCACAAGUGGUGUGGACUGCAACCGCAAAAGGAAAGGCAGCUCCACCGACUACCAAGAAAGUAUGGACACAGACAAAGACGAUCCUCACGGAAGGUUAGAAUACACAGAACACCAAGGAAGGAUCAAGAAUGCAAGGGAAGCUCACAGUCAGAUUGAAAAGAGACGUCGGGAUAAAAUGAACAGUUUCAUCGAUGAAUUGGCAUCUUUGGUCCCAACAUGCAACGCCAUGUCCAGGAAACUGGAUAAACUCACCGUGCUAAGGAUGGCUGUUCAGCACAUGAAAACGUUGCGAGGUGCCACCAACCCAUACACAGAAGCCAACUACAAGCCGACCUUUCUGUCAGACGACGAACUGAAACACCUCAUUCUCAGGGCAGCAGAUGGAUUUUUGUUUGUCGUAGGAUGUGACCGAGGGAAAAUACUCUUUGUAUCCGAGUCUGUCUUCAAGAUCCUCAACUACAGCCAGAAUGAUCUGAUUGGGCAGAGCUUGUUUGACUACCUGCAUCCUAAAGAUAUAGCCAAAGUCAAAGAGCAGCUGUCCUCCUCAGACACUGCGCCCCGGGAGAGGCUCAUCGAUGCAAAAACUGGACUUCCGGUUAAAACAGAUAUAACCCCUGGGCCGUCUCGAUUGUGUUCUGGAGCACGUCGUUCUUUCUUCUGUAGGAUGAAGUGUAACAGGCCUUCAGUAAAGGUUGAAGACAAGGACUUUCCCUCUACCUGCUCAAAGAAAAAAGCAGAUCGAAAAAGCUUCUGUACGAUCCACAGCACAGGCUACUUGAAAAGUUGGCCGCCCACAAAGAUGGGGCUGGACGAGGACAACGAGGCGGACAGCGAAGGCUGUAACCUCAGCUGCCUUGUUGCGAUCGGGCGGCUGCAUUCACAUGUGGUGCCACAACCGGCCGGCGGCGACAUCAGGGUGAAAUCCACGGAGUACGUUUCCCGGCACGCGAUAGAUGGGAAGUUCGUUUUUGUAGACCAGAGGGCAACAGCUAUUUUGGCGUAUUUGCCGCAGGAACUUCUAGGUACGUCGUGUUACGAGUAUUUUCAUCAAGAUGACAUAGGACAUCUUGCAGAGUGCCACAGGCAAGUUUUACAGACCAGAGAAAAGAUUACAACUAACUGCUAUAAGUUUAAGAUCAAAGAUGGUUCUUUCAUCACACUAAGAAGUCGAUGGUUCAGUUUCAUGAACCCGUGGACCAAGGAAGUAGAAUACAUUGUCUCAACCAACACCGUUGUUCUAGCCAACGUCCUGGAAGGCGGGGACCCAACCUUCCCACAGCUCACAGCAUCUCCCCACAGCAUGGACAGCAUGCUGCCCUCUGGAGAAGGCGGCCCAAAGAAGACCCAUCCCACUGUUCCAGGGAUUCCGGGGGGAACCAGGGCCGGGGCAGGAAAAAUAGGUCGAAUGAUUGCAGAGGAAAUCAUGGAAAUCCACAGGAUAAGAGGGUCAUCACCUUCCAGCUGUGGUUCCAGCCCACUGAACAUCACAAGUACGCCUCCCCCUGACGCCUCUUCUCCGGGAGGCAAGAAGAUUCUCAAUGGAGGGACUCCUGACAUUCCUUCCAGUGGCCUACUACCAGGGCAGGCACAGGAGAACCCAGGCUAUCCAUAUUCUGACAGCUCUUCUAUCCUUGGUGAGAACCCCCACAUAAGCAUCGAUAUGAUAGACAAUGAUCAAGGAUCAAGUAGUCCCAGUAACGAUGAAGCAGCGAUGGCUGUCAUCAUGAGCCUCCUGGAAGCUGAUGCUGGGCUGGGUGGUCCUGUUGACUUUAGCGACUUGCCAUGGCCGCUGUAGACACUACAUGUUGCUUUGGCAACAGCUGCAGUAUCAAAGUGCAUUACUGGUGAAGUUUUACAGCCUGUGAAGCUUACUGGAUAGGGAGAGAACAGCUUUUAUGCACUGACUUCAUAAAAGCCAUCUCAGAGCCAUUGAUACAAGUCAAUCUACCAUGUGUAACUUCAGACAAAAUGGAACUAAGCCUGCUUCAGUGUCUUCAUCAUUGAUUUUGGGCUAGCUGUGGAUAGCUUGCAUUAAUUGUAUAUUUUGGAUUCUGUUUAUGUUUAAUUUUUUAAUCAUUGUGCACAGAAGCAUCAUUGGUAGCUUUUAUAUGCAAAAUGGUCAUUUCAGAUGUAUGGUGUUUUUACACUACAAAGAAGUCCCCCAUGUGGAUAUUUCUUAUACUAAUUGUAUCAUAAAGCCGUUUAUUCUUCCUUGUAAGAAUCCUUUACUAUAAAUAUGGGUUAAAGUAUAAUGUAUUAGACAGUUAAAUAUUUUUAAUAAAUGUUUCCCUUGUUCUAUAAGUACUGUUCCCAUUUCAAAUAAUUAGGGGGCAAAAAUCCCUACAUGCUACAAAGCCAGCUCAUCCAUUUCAAUUGCUGGGUGUUAAAGCAUGAGCCAUGCUAUUAUUUUUACAAUACUUUUUUUUUUAAUCUCAUAAUAAUAGUUUCUUCCAUACUUUGGUGUAUUGAAAAAAAAAGUUAAUUCCCAAAUUGUAGUUAUUUCAAUUAUAUGAGAGCAAAGAUGCUACUACUUAGACAAUUUCAAAUCCGCUGAACCUACAAUUUAGGAUUACAAACUGGCUUCUCCACCCCAUCCCCCUAUACUACUUACAGAUACAUGGCUACAAACAUUUAGGUAACCUCAGACCCAAAACAUUUAAAUAUUUAUGAUUCUCUGUUGUAGACCAUCAAAUAUUUAGAAUAGUAUUUGCAUAAAUAAUUCACUACACAGAGUAGCAAAAACUAAUGGAAAAAGUAUUGAACUAGUAUCAAACUAGCUCUGAAACUUAAGUGCCUCAUCUCAAAUAUACUAAAUUAAGGACUUCUUGGGCCACACUUUCUAGUUAUGUGAACACAGCAUAGAAUCUACUAAUUAUGAGAAUAAAACCCUAGUCAAGAUGGUUAUAAAGUUGGUCAGAAAUGUUAAAACAAUGGAAUUUUAUUUUGAUGAAAAACUGGAGUUUACAAUCAUUUAGUAAAUGAAGGGCAAACAGUUCAUUUUCUAUUCCAUAACUCUUUAAGAAAUAAAAAGCAUUAGUAAAUAAAUAUCUGUGAACAGAUUAAGGGUAAGGCAGACUGGACAAAUAAACCACCUCUGAUGUUCACACUCCCUGCAUGUGACUCACUCUGAAAGGGUGAAACAGCUCUGGAGAUAAGCGAACCAAGACAUUAGGAACAUCAAAUCUCAUACUAACUGUUCAAAUAAACCCAAGAUAAAUACUAUUUGUUCAUCAUGGGCAAAAUAUACAUAUUUUACUCAAGGAAUACUCUGAUAGAAGCACUUAAGUUAUAUUGUACAUCACAACUCUAAAAUGGCUUGAACAGUUCCAUUUAACUGCCGUUUAUAAAGUGCAACUAUAUAAUAUUCUGCAUUUUAUCUGGGGCAUGAUGAUGUACUAUCAAUCUACAUUGAAAGUACCCCAGCUGCCAAUUUCCACCACUUCUGAAAAGGC
This is a messenger RNA of Nannospalax galili (Upper Galilee mountains blind mole rat), 3914 nucleotides long. It is a transcript of the gene Bmal1, whose product is annotated as aryl hydrocarbon receptor nuclear translocator like. Lineage: Eukaryota; Metazoa; Chordata; Mammalia; Rodentia; Spalacidae. Bases 377 to 2257 code for a protein of 626 amino acids. Gene Ontology annotation, molecular function: DNA-binding transcription factor activity, RNA polymerase II-specific; protein dimerization activity; RNA polymerase II cis-regulatory region sequence-specific DNA binding. Gene Ontology annotation, biological process: circadian rhythm; regulation of transcription by RNA polymerase II. The transcript is spliced from 20 exons. The record is from RefSeq and is a predicted model, not a curated record. Gene Ontology annotation, cellular component: transcription regulator complex; cytoplasm; nucleus.